AUGACUUCUGCCAGUGAGGAUAUCUCAGGGGAAAUACUUCUGAGUGAGCUGGCGAGAGCAGUGCAAGCUUUUGGUGCAAACCCAGCCCAGGAGGUCUGCAGAUGGGUCAGCCCUAAACAGCAGGCAAAAAUGGCAGAGUACUGCAGAUUAAUAUUUGGAGAUGCAUUGCUUAUGGAUCCAUUGGAAAAAUACCCGCUUGAACCUGGGGUUCCUCUUCCAAGCCCUAUGGAUUUAAUGUACAAAAUUCUGGUGAAGAAUAAAAAGAAGUCGCAUAAGUCUGCAGAUGGAAGUGCAAAAAAGAAGCUCUCGGAGCAAGCUUCCAACACAUGCAGUGAUACAUCUAGUAUGUUUGAACCUUCCUCCCCCGGAGCAGGAGAAGCAGAGAUUGAGAGCGAUGAUGAUGAUGACUAUGAUGAUGACUGUAAAAAGUCGUCGAUGGAUGAAGGUACUGCUGGAAGUGAGGCUAUGGCCACGGAAGAGAUGUCUAACCUGGUGAACUACAUUCAGCCUGUGAAGUUUGAGUCAUUUGAAGUAUCAAAAAAACGCAACAAAAGUUUUGAAAUGUCUUCCUUUGUGGAAACCAAAGGGCUUGAGCAACUUACGAAGUCUCCUGUGGAAUUUGUGGAAUACAACAAAAUGCAGCUAAGCCGAAUUUACCCAAAGGGAACACGUGUAGAUUCUUCAAACUACAUGCCACAAGUCUUUUGGAAUGCUGGCUGCCAAAUGGUUGCUCUUAACUUCCAAACUGUGGAUUUGUCUAUGCAAAUAAACAUGGGAAUGUACGAAUACAACGGCAAAAGCGGAUACAGGUUAAAGCCAGAAUUCAUGAGAAGACCAGACAAGCACUUUGAUCCAUUUACUGAAAGUAUAGUGGAUGGAAUAGUAGCUAACACCUUGUCUGUCAAGAUAAUUUCAGGUCAGUUUCUUUCUGAUAAAAAAGUCGGUACCUAUGUAGAAGUUGAUAUGUUUGGCCUGCCUGUGGAUACAAGAAGAAAAGCUUUGAAAACCAAGACCUCUCAAGGCAAUGCAGUUAAUCCCGUCUGGGAAGAGGAAACCAUAGUGUUUAAGAAGGUCGUUUUACCUUCCCUGGCAUGUUUGAGGCUAGCAGUGUAUGAAGAAGGAGGGAAAUUUAUUGGUCAUCGGAUAUUACCAGUCUCAGCAAUUCGACCAGGCUAUCACUACAUCUGUUUGAGGAAUGAGAGGAACCAACCUUUGACACUGCCAGCUCUCUUUGUGUACAUAGAGGUCAAAGACUAUGUACCUGAUACUUAUGCAGACGUGAUCGAGGCCUUAUCCAAUCCAAUCAGAUAUGUAAACUUGAUGGAGCAGAGAGCUAAGCAGCUGGCCGCACUGACUCUGGAAGAUGAAGAAGAGGUAAAGAAAGAGAUUGACCAUGGAGAUGCACCAUCUGAAGCUAACAAUGAACCUAGGCCAACACCAGCAGAAAAUGGGGUAAAUUACACUGCCUCUCUUACACCGAAACCAGCAACUCAGGUUGUCCAUAGCCAACCAGCACCAGGUUCGGUGAAAGCACCUGCAAAGACAGAAGAUCUUAUUCAGAGCGUCCUCACAGAAGUGGAAGCACAGACUAUUGAGGAGCUAAAACAACAGAAAUCUUUUGUUAAGCUUCAGAAGAAGCACUACAAGGAAAUGAAGGACCUUGUAAAGAGGCACCACAAGAAAACCACUGAUCUUAUCAAAGAGCACACUGCAAAGUAUAAUGAAAUCCAAAAUGACUACCUGCGACGAAGAGCAGUUUUAGAAAAAACAGCAAAAAGAGACAGUAAGAAAAGAUCUGAAACGGGCAGCCCAGACCACAGUUCUUCAACUAUUGAACAGGAAUUAGCUGCGCUCGACUCUGAAAUGACCCAGAAGCUAGUCGAGCUGAAGGAGAAGCAACAACAGCAGCUGCUAAAUCUCCGACAGGAGCAGUAUUACAGUGAAAAGUACCAGAAACGAGAGCACAUUAAGCUGCUUAUUCAGAAGUUGACAGAUGUAGCAGAGGAGUGUCAGAACUGCCAGCUAAAGAAACUGAAAGAAACAUGUGAAAAAGAAAAGAAAGAAUUGAAGAAAAAAAUGGACAAGAAGAGGCAGGAGAAGAUCACAGAAGCAAAGUCCAAGGAUAAAAAUCAAAUGGAAGA
Fulmarus glacialis (Northern fulmar) is the source of this 2141-nucleotide messenger RNA. It is a transcript of the gene PLCB1, whose product is annotated as phospholipase C, beta 1 (phosphoinositide-specific). The transcript is spliced from 19 exons. Gene Ontology annotation, molecular function: phosphatidylinositol-4,5-bisphosphate phospholipase C activity; calmodulin binding; calcium ion binding. Gene Ontology annotation, biological process: memory; phosphatidylinositol-mediated signaling; lipid catabolic process. Gene Ontology annotation, cellular component: cytoplasm; nuclear speck. The record is from RefSeq and is a predicted model, not a curated record. Lineage: Eukaryota; Metazoa; Chordata; Aves; Procellariiformes; Procellariidae. The annotation marks the transcript as partial.